AUGGCCACCCCGACGAAGCGCCGCAAUUUCACUGAAGACGACGACGUUAUGCUCCUUCGCCAAGUGUCGCUGGAAAUGCCGUUCCAAGCCCGACGAGGACACGUCAUGGAACGUUGGGCUGACGUUGCUUCGGCCUUGGAAAUGGCUGAUGACUUCCGACGCAGUGACAUCGAUGCCAAGAGGGCAUGCAACCGCUUCAUGCUUUUGCUGGAUGCCCAUCGAAAGGCAAACAAUCAGUCCCAAAGAGCGUCCGGUGUUGCAGAAGACGUUAGCGAGAAGACAGUGCUCCUUGAUGACCUCUUGGCGUCAUACGACGACAUCAAAGGCGCAGAAGCACAACGUGCCGAUGAAACUCGGCAUACGGCCGAGCAAAUGGAAGCGAUGGGAAGUCAAGUCCGCGCCGAAGCCUUGGUAUCCUUGGGAAAACGAAAGCGAGAUAAGGAUGCCGACGACGCUGCCCAAGCCGACCUGCAGUUUCAACGUGAAAAGUUUGAAACUGAAGUCGAGGAGCGUCGGUUAGACCGGCAGCUUUUGGCUGAACAACUUGGGCGACAGCAGCAAUCAAUGGCUGAACAGUUUCGCCAGCAGCAGCAAUCAUUCAUUGAGCUUAUGAAAUUGGUAGUUGAAAAGUCGAAUUAA
Molecule: messenger RNA, 639 nt
Organism: Aphanomyces astaci
Lineage: Eukaryota; Oomycota; Saprolegniomycetes; Saprolegniales; Verrucalvaceae
Exons: 2
Coding region: 1-639 (212 amino acids)
Source: RefSeq, a predicted model, not a curated record